CUUCUAUGUGGCGUGGCGAUACUUUGGAUACCGAUCGCAAAUACUAUCAAACUUAAUUAGCAUUGUAUGAUAUUGGAUAGAUUACAUGAUUAGUUGGUUAGCUGCGUUUGUGAACUCUACGGACUUGUGACCCGAGUGGGUUGAAUAAGGUAUUGUGUGGGACGUUAGAUUGCGACGCUGUGGUUGUGACGUUGGGUUGUGCCAGUUGCCUCAGAAUGUGGAUCCGUGACAGAGGCUAUGAAACUGCAUUGAUAGUUUCUGUCUUGAUAACUUACAUAAUAUCAAGUGUGCUUUGUUUCAUAGGACAUCCACUUGCCCCUCGCUCGAAAGAUAUAUUUCCAAAUCAACAAGUACAAUGGCAGCAAAAGACUUUCUUCACGCAAGUUGAACCCCCAGCAUGGGUACAUGUGACCCUUUGGCUAGUUGUAUUUAUAUGGCAGCUCGUAUGGUUGCUGUAUGGUAUCCUCACAAUCUUUCGCAAAGGAUUGAAAGAAAAUAUAUUCUGCUCACCAGGAGUUGUACCGUUUAGGACAUAUGUAUUGUUCCUCUUUGCGCAAAUCAUGCAGUUGGCGUGGAUUCUGUUUUUGGACGUUGAGAUCCUAACAAUGUCGUUACUAUCAUUGUCUUUACUAGCGCUCACUCUGUGGUUUUGCUUAGGUCUGGCUUGCAUCCGAAUCGCAAAUGUCGGCACUCUAUUUAACACUCCCGAAAGGAACAUUUCGAUGGAUCUGUGGCUGACAUUAAUUAUAGUACACAAUGGGCUCGGUAUAUUUGCAGCGUGGUCAUCAGUUGCAACGUUGUUCUGUUUUGGAGAUACGCUUCAUCUUGCAUGGGGAGUCGCAGAAGAUACAUCUGGUACUGUGGCACUAGUUUUACUGAUUAUAGAAUGUACCAGUUGGGUUAUCGUUGAUCUUGUGUUCUUGGACAGAUACACGAGGUACCUACUGACGCCAUACAUAGUGAUUCCAUUUGCACUGAUAGGGAGCUUAAUAUCAAAUGUAUCAAGCAUUGCAAAUCUUGUAGAGGCUAAUUCUAUUUUAACUAUGGUACUGCUUUGUUUUUCUGGUAUUUUCCUACUGGUGAAAAUCUUGGUGCUGUGUGUGAGGCACUUAAUUAACUAUAAAAACAUAUACGGUGUGCAUUCUUCUAAACUAGCUUAUGUGGCUAACUCUGAAUUGACUGCUGGUACAAUCAAUCCUAAGACACACAGCUUCGAAGAUCUGACCUCAGGAAAAAACGUAGAAUAUGUCACAAGCUACGCAGAUGUUGAGGACGACAACAAUGCAGAACCUUCAGCUCUAAGUUCGAUCAUGAAAACCAGAGAAAGUCUCGAUAACGCAUCAUCAAAUACACCAUUGGGCUCAAUGAGGGAAGGCGUAAUCAUGAACACGUCAACGGGGGAAGUUGAGGCAAACGACAUGGAGUAUAUAUACGUCCCUAACAUAGUUGCAACAGACGUAUCUUCUGAGACAAAGGUGCAGGAUAACUCACUUCAAAGACCUCUCGAUAUGCAACAAGAAAUGGGACGUCUAACUGCAUCAUUUGACGAUCCAAUGUUAGAUAUUUCAGGCAAAAACAAUGAAGGAUUUGAAGACAUUGCUGAAACAAUCAGCAAUGUUGAAACACUGAGUUAUCACACAGCCGACGAAGGAGCCCCGAAUGACGGAUACGACACGGUCAGCAAUCAAACUGAAUUCGAGGAAUCUUUUGAAUAUAUACCAGUUGAUGUUUCAUUGACCGAAGAAGAAAUCAAAUCUGAACUUGAAACUGAAAUUGAUUCUAAAAUCAAGGACGCUGACUCGAUUUCUUUACAUUCACAAGAUUCAACGUUGACACUCACUAACGUUGCUAACGAUGAAACUGGUUAUGAUGACCACCGAGAUACCGUAACUAGGCAGAACACGUUAGCAGACAAUGUGAACGAGGAAGGUGCUAAAUAUGAAAACAUGGAUGAAACUAUUCAGCGAAGAAACACUGAAGAUAACAAAACUGUCUCUGAUGACGAAAUAAACGUGUAGCCAUGUAUAUGAAAACAAAGUGUCACAUUUCAACAUGAUCGUCCUAUCCAAACUUAAGGCCCAGAUUAGCCUAAAAUGUUGCUUGGUACACAGUAUUAUCAUUUAACUUUACUGCUGCUUUUAAGUUAAGAAGACAUUUGGAUUUAACAAGAAACAUGAUUUUUGUUUGUUUUAGGCCUAUAACUAAUCCCAGGUCUGAGUUGAAAUAACUUUGAUACAUUGGUCGUGUUCCGAAAGAAACAACGCAUUUAACCUUUUUUAUCUUUUACAUGCACUUAGAUAUUAGGAAGACAUAAGAUUUAUUGAUAUAACAAGCAACAUGAUUUUUGAAUUUUUUUAUUACUGCAAUCCCGG
Molecule: messenger RNA, 2372 nt
Organism: Owenia fusiformis
Lineage: Eukaryota; Metazoa; Annelida; Polychaeta; Sabellida; Oweniidae
Source: the annotation of a GenBank genome assembly